UAUGUGCCACUUUAACUUUGAAAUACUCCAAAAGAAACAUCAUAGCUUCAACAUUAAUAAUCGUAACAAAGAAUGGAGCCCCACUAUGCAUCAUUUCUCAUUUCUUUUGGUUUUGAAUUAUUUUCAAAUCGUUUAUUCAAUUUGUUAAACAGUAUCAAGAAUUGAUUUUUAAAUUGAAAAAGUUAGGACUCACUUUGGUUAAACUGGAUUAUAAAUCUAAUCACACAGUACACUUUCUUUGAUUAAAAUGGAUUACUCACUCACACACAGUACAUGUAGUUUGAUAAAAAUAAUUUGUUUAUUCAGAGAAAACGGAAUCCAUUAAAAUAUUUGAGCAGCAGAGUCCAAAAAGACACGAUUCAGUGUAAUGGCAGAAGAAGGCGCCGAGGGAGGAUCUGUGGUUUUAGUGAGCUAGCUGAGUCCAGUUCUGUUUGUUUGCUGCACUCAUGGAUUACGAAAGGAUCGAUAAACCUCCGGGCGGUGGGGGGCUAUCUCCCGGGAAACUGAGAAGUAUGCUACUUGGAGUUGAAAAGAAGAGGAAAAAUGAGGAAGAGGAGCUUCAAUCUGCUUAUACUUUCAGAUCUCUAGCUUCUCAAUUUCAUGAUCAUCAAACAGGUGGUAGCACUUCUGAUAACUGCAAAGAUGUAGAUGUUGUCACUGAACUCCAUGAAUGCUCCACUUCAACCACGGAUGACUCCAUGACUGCACAGAUGCAUGCUGAUCAUAGAUCUAAAGAUAACUCUUAUGUCAAUUCAAGGAUUAGGUCCCAGGAAAGCUCAUCUUCAGAUUGUGAUAGUGGACAUGAUACUACGAGUGUGUCCUCUGCAUCAUUUGAGUUUCAGAAAACAGACCGUGCCACACAGAGAGUUUCACAUGCGCCAUUUUCAAAACCAGCACCAUCCAAAUGGGAUGACGCCCAGAAAUGGAUAGCAAGCCCCACUGCGAGCCGGCCAAAGAUGGGGCAGAAUCUGGUGCAUGGUGGACAAGUAACUGUUCCACGAAAAAUGGGUAAUUUUGCUUAUAGCAGGCAAUCUUCCACAAAGAUGGUUGUAGAAGUUCCAGAACAAAAGGCAGUUGCAUUUGAAGAACCUGAUACAAAAUGCAUUGAUAGCAAUCAGUUUAAGAAGGAAAUUGGAGUGCAGAAAUUUGUCAGUUGGGAGGUUGAUCCAUACCCAAUUCCAGAUUCAUAUGGCAAACCUGUGCUCAUGAUUGAGAAAUCUGUUAGUGAGUCAGCAAUUAGUCUCAGCCAGCAUGAUUCAUCUUUGGCCAUACAUGGUGCAACUGCAUUUGUUCCAGUUCCUUCUACAGCUAGGUCUGUAUCAAUGCGAGAUAUGGGUACAGAAAUGACUCCAAUUGCUAGCCAGGAGCCUUCUCGUAAUGGAACUCCAGUGAGGGCAACAACUCCAAUUCGCAGUCCAAGUUCAUCAAGGCCAUCCUCUCCUGAAAGAGCUGCACUAGCUUCAUCGCCAACUAAUCCUUCGAAUGACCGUCGAAAUUCAAAUAAGGUGUUAUCGGAAAAGGAACUGCAAUUGAAAACCAGGAAGGAAAUAAUUGCUCUGGGGACACAGCUAGGUAAAAUGAACAUUGCUGCCUGGGCUAGUAAGGAGGAAGAGGAUAACGAUGCAUCCACAUCGCUGAAAACUAUACGAGCAGAACAACCAACUAAAAGUGUGAUAGAUACACGUGCAGCAGCAUGGGAAGAGGCAGAAAAAGCCAAGUAUUUGGCCAGGUUCAAACGCGAAGAAAUGAAAAUUCAAGUAUGGGAGAAUCAUCAGAAAGCAAAAACAGAAGCUGAGAUGAGGAAAAUUGAGGUAGAAGUUGAAAGGAUGAGGGGGAGAGCCCAAGAUAUUCUGAUGAACAAACUAGCAGCAGCCAGACAUAAAGCUGAAGAGAAGCGAGCAGCAGCAGAAGUAAAGAGAAACAAGCAAGCUGCUAAGACAGAGCAGCAAGCAGAUUAUAUUCGUAGGACUGGUCGCAUCCCUUCCACAUUCUCAUUCUCUUUCUGUGGCUGGUGCUCGUGAAAUACGAAGAACUCACUCGAACAUCAAGCAUGUCAGCUCAUUAGCAGAUUAGAUUAGAUUGUUUUGGUAAUGUGUAAAAGUUUUUGUAUUUUGUUCUUGAUACAUCAUCAUACAUGAGCUUCAUUAA
Molecule: messenger RNA, 2148 nt
Organism: Mercurialis annua (annual mercury)
Lineage: Eukaryota; Viridiplantae; Streptophyta; Magnoliopsida; Malpighiales; Euphorbiaceae
Exons: 6
Coding region: 447-2021 (524 amino acids)
Source: RefSeq, a predicted model, not a curated record